CCGUGUAAAUGCGCAUUCAGUGGCAAGCUGUCAUUCGAGUUUUCACCCCAGUAAAAAUAUACACGGCUUGUGAUUGAGCAGAAAAUAAAUCCCUAAACGAAAGUAUCUUCCUCGGCGUACAAAACUGUACCGGCAAACGAACGAUACUGAACAAAUUAGGCCGGUAGUAAAUCGGACCAAUUUAGACAACACCAGCACCACCGACCAGCCGACAAAAGAUGGCUUUUAGCUUCCCCGCAUUUAGCUACAUCGUGGCAUUAAUUAUCGAUGCGUUUCUAAUAUUCUUUUCCAUCUUCCACGUGAUUGCCUUUGAUGAGCUGAAAACGGAUUACAAAAACCCGAUCGAUCAGUGCAAUUCGCUCAAUCCGCUCGUCCUGCCGGAAUAUGGUUUACAUAUACUGUUCAACUUACUGUUUUUAUUUUCGGGCGAAUGGUUAUCACUCGCCCUGAAUAUUCCGCUCAUUGCGUACCAUAUAUGGAGGUACGCUAAUCGACCGGUUAUGUCGCAACCAGGAUUGUACGAUCCAACGAGCAUCAUGAAUACGGAUGUUUUGCGAGCGUGCUUACGCGAAGGCUGGAUUAAGCUUGCGGUGUAUCUUUUAUCGUUUUUCUACUAUCUUUACGGCAUGAUAAUGGCUCUAAUUGCCUCAUAAACGCGGUGUUCCAACGGGAUUCCAUCGCAAAUAUCAAACGGAUGGAGAGACAACGAUUUUUGAGUGAGUUUUUAUUUUUGUAAUAGGCGGAAAAGUUAUUCCAAAAAUUGAAACCACUGCAAAGUGUGUGAGUUUCCAUCAAUGCCAUUCUUUUCAUGAAGUUUCGGUUAAGCAUCGGGACGUAUAUUGUCAUCCAGAACCAAGCCGGGAAAGGCACUGAUCGUUCCAAUUGCUUAACACGAUAGUGAAUACUUAUUUAUUCCGUUCAUUCAUACACCAUUUUUUUCUUUUGCUGUUAUUGUUGAAACGGACGAUAAUGUACAUGGGACGAUCUUGACGAUAAUCAAAAGCGUUUCGAUACUCAGAACAGCAUAGAUACAAUACGUGUAGCCAAUACUAAUGACCAUGUACAGUUUAAUCUGUCUUAAUAAAUCAUACUGAGCGUUUUUGAGAUGUGUAGCACUAUAA
This is a messenger RNA of Anopheles funestus (African malaria mosquito), 1121 nucleotides long. It is a transcript of the gene cni, whose product is annotated as protein cornichon. Bases 219 to 653 code for a protein of 144 amino acids. The transcript is spliced from 5 exons. Lineage: Eukaryota; Metazoa; Arthropoda; Insecta; Diptera; Culicidae. Gene Ontology annotation, biological process: endoplasmic reticulum to Golgi vesicle-mediated transport. The record is from RefSeq and is a predicted model, not a curated record. Gene Ontology annotation, cellular component: COPII-coated ER to Golgi transport vesicle; endoplasmic reticulum membrane.